GUCGUCAAGACGAAAGCGCCCGCGGUCCUCCGGCUCGUGUUCCACGACGCCGGCACCUACCGCCGCGGCCUCGGACCAGUUCUCGCGACGAUGGACGCGUUGCGAGACACGCCCGCGGCGGCGGCGUCGCUCGCGGACGUGAUCGCCGCCGCGGGCGCGUACGCGGUCGAGCUGACCGGCGGGCCGAUCAUUCGCGUCCGGCUCGGUCGCGUCGACGCGGUGAGCGCGGACCCCGAGAACCGGAUGCCCGCGGAUACGCUGACCGGGGAGGAGCAGCGCGCGCACUUCGUGCGCGCGGGGUUCUCGACGAGAGAGAUGGUCGCAAUCGCGGGCGCGCACACGAUCGGCGGGAAAGGGUUCGGCGAGCCGUACGUCUUCGAUAACGAGUACUACAAGACGCUGCUCGCGCGGCCUCUGGAGUACGUGCGGAAAUACGCGGAGGACCAGGGGUUGUUCUUCGAGGACUUCGGCGCGGCGUAUCUCAAGCUCACGGAGCAAGGGGCGACGUGG
This is a messenger RNA of Micromonas pusilla CCMP1545, 510 nucleotides long. RefSeq lists its product as uncharacterized. The record is from RefSeq and is a predicted model, not a curated record. Gene Ontology annotation, biological process: response to reactive oxygen species; hydrogen peroxide catabolic process; cellular response to oxidative stress. The annotation marks the transcript as partial. NCBI's taxonomy places the organism in Eukaryota, Viridiplantae, Chlorophyta, Mamiellophyceae, Mamiellales, Mamiellaceae. The transcript is spliced from 3 exons. Gene Ontology annotation, molecular function: heme binding; peroxidase activity.